Trachymyrmex cornetzi is the source of this 897-nucleotide messenger RNA. RefSeq names its product proteasome beta1 subunit (gene Prosbeta1). Gene Ontology annotation, cellular component: cytoplasm; proteasome core complex. Gene Ontology annotation, molecular function: threonine-type endopeptidase activity. The transcript has 5 exons. Bases 122 to 817 code for a protein of 231 amino acids. The record is from RefSeq and is a predicted model, not a curated record. Lineage: Eukaryota; Metazoa; Arthropoda; Insecta; Hymenoptera; Formicidae.
CGGAAAUCCACUAGGUGUCUGGAAAAAAUUUUACACUACGAUCGAAUGUGACUGUUUACAAGUUCACAGAUAUUUGAUUCAAUUUGACUGUUGACAGUUCAGUUUGUUAAAAAUUACGAAAAUGGCUUAUAUGGAUAAUGUUCUUCAAUCGUUCACAACUACUGCACCACAUAAUACAAUACCAGAUUGGCUUAAUUCAGAGCAAAGCACAGGGACUUCAAUUAUGGCAUGUGAAUUUAAUGGUGGUGUGGUAAUAGGAGCUGAUUCUCGAGGUACAACGGGAACUUAUGUCUCCAAUCGUUUUGCCGAUAAAUUAACGAGAGUGACAGAUUAUAUUUAUUGCUGUCGAUCUGGCUCGGCAGCAGAUACUCAGGCAAUUGCAGACGUUGUAGCUUAUCAUUUAGGGUUACAUCAGAUGGAGCUUGGAACGCCACCUUUAGUGGAAACUGCUGCCAAUGUAUUCCGUGAAAUAUGCUAUAACUACCGAGAUUCUUUAAUGGCCGGGAUCCUAGUUGCAGGAUGGGAUAAGCAGAAAGGUGGUCAGGUUUACAGCAUUCCCAUAGGCGGCAUGUGUGUCAGACAGCCAAUUUCAAUUGGUGGUUCAGGCUCAACGUAUGUCUAUGGCUAUGUGGAUGCUCAAUACAAACCCAAUAUGUCAAAAGACGAAUGUCUCGGGCUGGUAGAGAACACACUUGCAUUAGCAAUGGCUCGUGAUGGUAGCAGUGGCGGUGUAAUACGAACUGGUGUGAUUACAGAGAAAGGAAUUGAGAGGAAAGUCAUACUAGGCAACGAAUUGCCGCGCUUUUAUGAAGGGUGAAAAUUAUGUCAUUCAAUGUUUAAUAUAAAAUGUAUGCGAGAUAUAUGCCGCAUUUGCUAAUUAAAAUUAAAGGAAAACUU